Molecule: messenger RNA, 1946 nt
Organism: Homarus americanus (American lobster)
Lineage: Eukaryota; Metazoa; Arthropoda; Malacostraca; Decapoda; Nephropidae
Product: E3 ubiquitin-protein ligase E3D-like
Exons: 2
Coding region: 690-1919 (409 amino acids)
Biological process (GO): protein monoubiquitination; protein polyubiquitination; protein autoubiquitination
Cellular component (GO): cytosol; ubiquitin ligase complex; nucleus
Molecular function (GO): ubiquitin protein ligase activity; cyclin binding; ubiquitin conjugating enzyme binding
Source: RefSeq, a predicted model, not a curated record
GGUUACAUUUAUUGUUAACAUUAUCUCAUAGCUUUUAACUUUUAUCUGAUAUAUCAUACACACAUAUAUACCAUAUAUAUAUUUAAUGCUUUAUCUAUUCCUUAAAAUGUCCCCAAAAAAUCGUUUUAAUCAAUAUAGUACUUUUUAAAUGUUACCUUCCUAGACACCCGAACACCUGUAGUUAAGACAACCCAAACCCUCAGCUGUUUCUAGGUAUGUUAUUUCUACUUAAUUAUCUGGCUAUCAUUAUUUUAUCAAAUUCUGAAAAUGUUUCCCUGCUUUUAUAACAUAUCACAUAACAGAGACCCAAUACACUGAUUAAAGCUAGAAAAUAAACAUCACAAGGUUUGAGGGUAAAAUUUCACGUGUUCUGAAUCUAGCCUUAACUAACCAAACAAAACAACCAACCAAUCCUAAUCUAACCAACCAAAUUUAACCUAACCUUGUUUAGAAUUAGAAGACUGGGUAGGUUGUGAAGGGCUGUGGAGGGUAUAGUCAUCCUGCUUCGGCUGUGGAGGGUAUAGUCGUCUUGCUUCAGCUGUGGAGGGUAUAGUUGUCCUGCUUCAGCUGUGGAGGGUAUAGUCCUGCUUCAGCUGUGGAGGGUAUAGUUGUCCUGCAUCAGCUGUGGAGGGUAUAGCCGUCUUACUUCGAGGAAGAAUCGGUGUAGCAAAUGGUCACAGAGCUGGUGGAUGAAUAGGUCGUGGACUCAUAAGUACAGAAUGCCUCAAGUCCUAUUUGAAGUAUUGCCAAAUAUUCUGGCUUGCAAUAUGUACAUCACCUUACCUCCUGGUGCUGGCUAUUAUCAGAAGAUGCUUGUUAGUAAAUCUGACUGUACCAUUGAGCUUCAAGAUGGAGAGACUUUUGUUAUCAAGAUACCAAAAGGGUCAUAUUUAGUGCCUAAUUCAGCUACUGGCAUUAUUCAAAAAGAAAACAUCAUUACAGCCCGUGCUGCCAUCAGUGAGAUGACUUCUCUCAUCAGUACACUUAGCGGGGAUAUUUUGAGCACUAACAUUACCAGUUCCAUGGACACAGAGUUGAGUAGUAGUAUGUCAGACUCUUUGGUAUCAGCCCAUUGUAAACAGUGUCUAAAACAUUUAUGUACAAAUAUUAAAUUUCGAAGGGUGCUGCCCCUGCCAUCAGUUGACUGGGACCAGGCAUCUGAAGGUUGGUUCUGUCACCUUCAUGCUGAGGAUGGCCAUAAACUGAAACCAGCAUCACUUCAACCUGAACAUGAUGAAUGCUUUUAUACAGAAUUGUUCUUCCUUAUCCACCCUAGGAUGAUGGAUUUUAUUAAUGCUGAGCAUAAUGGUUGCACCAUAAGUUGUUCAGGAUGUAAAAUGAUCCUUGGUGAGAAGACCAGUCAGUCAAUCAAGCUGUGGGCACAAAACCUUUCAUGGUUACAGGAUGAUGGAAAAAUAAUUUAUGAUAGAAGUAUUAGUGAGAUAUUACUCUCCCUGUUCCACAAUAUUGAUAGGGAUAAUUUUGGAGUAAAUUGUAGGCUUGUGCUGCAGCCACUGACAAUGGCAAAAAAGUAUCUGUAUAUGGUGACAAUGAACACAAACCAGAAGUUACUUGUUUCAGAUGUGCCACAAUGUGUCUCAAGUGAAACAAUACUGAAAAAGUCAAACAAGGAGAAAGAAGGAUCCCAAGUAAAUGGUGCACCAACAAAGAAAUUACGUGUGGCAAGUGAAAAGGAGAUCUGUCUUAAGAAGGUGUAUGCAAUCAAAUUAUUAUACUUAGUGAAGGAAGAUGAAGAUGAGCAGACAGGGGAAUGGGUUGAUGAUGUCAAUGUACACAUUAUUCCUUGCAGUAAUUCUUUCUUCCAAGAAGUAAAAUGUAUAUUAGAGAAUUCAUCUCAUUGUUUACCUGAUAAUAUUAGAGCCAUUGAGAACAUGAGCCUAGGUUAUAUAAUUAAAUGAUAUUUUAUAAUUAAAGUUUUGACUUAU